Messenger RNA from Peniophora sp. CBMAI 1063, 972 nucleotides. Lineage: Eukaryota; Fungi; Basidiomycota; Agaricomycetes; Russulales; Peniophoraceae. The record is from the annotation of a GenBank genome assembly.
AUGUCUCUCGAAUCGACCUCGACCCUCAAGAGCAAAAUCAGUCUGGGUCUUGGAGAGCACGCGCCUAAAUACUGGACGACUUUGCGAGAUUUCUUGACCGCCAAGAUCUCGCGUACGGAAUUUGAGGACGAAGUCAGACAAUACCUGGACACUAUCGCACUCGUACAGCUGCAUAAUAAUCUUGUUAUAUCAUUGUUCGAUCCCUCCACGCACAAAGUUGCCGCACUCACGCCGCCUCCGGAUGCAGCCGCUCAAAGUCGUGCACGUAAACGGCGCCGGCUCUUGCCAUAUCAGGGGGAGGGAGAUGAUGAUGUGAACCACCUACGCUCGGAGCGCCUUAAACAGUGGGUGGUAGGCGUCGGCAGGCGUGAACGCGAUCGUAUACGUGGUCUCGGCAAUGCAGCGCUCUCUUCAGAGCGACGACCUCGGCUGGGAGCCGAUGAGAUAGCGAGCGAACGUGCCGUCUCACUACCAACUGAGCGAAGAGAUCCAGCCGGCAGUCGACCUUCCGUGCAGUUGGCAUCCUCCGCCCGAGGAUUUACUCUCGGUCACGUCACGGAUAGGAUCAACCUCAUUUGUGCGCAACAUGACCUCGCUCAGCCUCCAUCAAGGACAGUGGCAUCCUUGAUGGCUCUUGCUUUUGAGGCAAAGUUGAAGCAAUUAAUCAUCGAGGCGCUUGCGAUGACGACCUCCUCGCAUGCUAUAAGCUCCAUCAAGCCUUCAGCACCACACUCUUCUGGAAAUAUGCUCUCGACGUCGGCCUUCGACACCUUGUUCAGUGUGGCUCCGGCCUCCCUGCCGAAUGGCUCUGCCGCUGCCACACGCCUGACGUCGGGCGAAAUCGACAACAGGGAUCACCAUAAUCCAUCGCUCUCUGAGGAGAGCAGAGAUCCCGACAAUCCGCAAUGGCAGCUCCUCGCAUUGCUUCGCGAACGUAGCGGUAUGGAGAGUCUAGAGACGCCCUGGAAGUAG